UCCAAAUCGCGCAACAAUCCUGCUAUCCUUGAUGCUGUUGGUGCAUUGAAUGAGCAUUUUCUUUAGGUUACCACAUGUUCUACAGAUUUGUCAUGAAGGUAUCUAUUCAUCAUGAUGCUCUUCCCUCCGUCGCCUACAACUACUGCAUAGCAGGAUAAGAACAGUGCUCGCCAAGUUCCGGACAGCGAGCUACUAAGUUCCUUCUCCAAUCCUCUUUCACCUUCGGUACCAAAUGCAUCUGAUUAUAUUCCUCAAUAGACAAUAGCUACAUCCCACUCCUCCACAAACUUCAUCAGUCUUUAAACCAUGCAUCACCAGCUCGAGGCGGUCGAUGACGACGGCGGGCGGUCACAGCAACUGCCGGCCUUUCGACCCGGAAAUUUCCAUCGUAGGGCCUGCAGUCCGGCCUGCAGCAGCCUACACACUGUCCUGCGUGACAGUCUCCUGGCCUCAAUCGUUGCGCCAAAAUGGACAGCUGCUCAUCGUUCGAACUCUCGAUCAUCCUUGUGCCUUGCCCCCGUCGCACGAACUCCGCCGCCUGCCUCUUAUCGCCGAGCUUUCCAUACGACUUCACCGCUCGCUUCCCAAUCCCCUUCUCCCCGAAUUACAUACCGGGUCGCUGCUUCAUCCUCUGGCAAAGGUCGCCGCUUUCAUCCGGCCAAGAACUCGUAUGACUUCAAUCCAGAUCUCCACCCGGCUAUCGGAGUUGCGACAGACACUCAAGACCCUGCAUUGCGGAGGAAAAGGAGACCUGACAGCGGUGAGGAUGCGUUUUUCGUCAGCAGAGUUGGCAAUGGAGACUCUGGAGCCAUCGCAUUCGCUGUAGCUGACGGGGUUGGCGGCUGGGCGGAAUCCCGCGUUGACCCGGCCGAUUUCUCCCAUGCACUAUGUAGUUACAUGGCGCAAUCGGCCCUUGCCUGGGAUGCACCAGCUGAGCAAUUGCGCUCGAAGCACCUUCUUCAAGUUGGCUACGAUCAAGUAGUAGCAGACAAUUCGGUCCCCGCCGGUGGCAGCACCGCCUCCGUCGGCGUUGGCUUGGAAGACGGACGCAUUGAAUUAGCGAACCUAGGCGAUUCGGGCUCAGUCCUUCUUCGACUAGCAGCCGUGCACCAUUACUCGGUGCCGCAAACACACGGCUUCAACACACCAUACCAACUCAGCAUCAUUCCUCCACGGAUGCGCGCCCAAGCGUCUGUCUUUGGCGGCGCCUUUCUAGAAGACUUUCCCCGGGACGCGGCCGUCACCAAUCUUCAGAUGCAGCACGGUGACGUCCUCGUACUAGCCACAGACGGAGUUUUCGACAACCUCAACAAUCAAGACAUCCUCAAGCUGGUUUCCAGUCGUAUGGUUCUCAUGGGUGCAUGGACCUCCACCGAAGAGGCCGGGGUGCAGCCCUCUGCGGAUUUGCAGCAACUCACCAGCCCCAAUGGCCUGGCGCCGCUCCUCCCUACCUCACCUGCCUCUUCCUCGCCCUCCUCACCCUCCUCGACAUCCUCUACGUCCUCCUCCGACAGCACCGCCUCAUCCACUAAAACCGCCUCUCCAAACCCCCGUGAUCAAGUCUAUACCCUCCAAUCUCUGAUUGCAGCCACCAUCGCCGGCGAAGCCAAGCUAGCAAGCACGGACAUGCGUCGCGACGGUCCGUUCGCCAAAGAAGCCCAGCGCUAUUACCCGGGAGACUGGUACCGCGGUGGCAAGGUCGACGACAUCUCAGUCGUGGUCAUCAUCGCCGUGGAAGAGGGAUACUCCGGCUUCUCUACUCCCUCAUCUAAAUAG
Messenger RNA from Aspergillus saccharolyticus JOP 1030-1, 1776 nucleotides. It is a transcript of the gene ppmA, whose product is annotated as type 2C protein phosphatase PTC7. The coding region runs from base 307 to 1776 and encodes 489 amino acids. The record is from RefSeq and is a predicted model, not a curated record. The transcript has 2 exons. NCBI's taxonomy places the organism in Eukaryota, Fungi, Ascomycota, Eurotiomycetes, Eurotiales, Aspergillaceae.